GAUAGCGCAGGUACUAGGCUCACAGCCCCGACGAUGCGCUGCUGCUGCCAUAGCCGCCGCCGCCGGCCGCCGCGCGCCCUGGGGCUGCUGCUGCUGCUGCCACUCGACCCGCCCCCCUCCACCACGUCAGCUCCUUCACCCGGACCACCCUCACCUGACCUGAGGCCCCAGAAACUCGGAGGAAGAGCCAAUUCGUGGGAUGCAACACCCCUCCUUCCGCAUAUAUCCGGGUCCGGCCUCGAAGGAGGCCAAGGCAGGAGAUCCCCAGACGUGCCCCUCAGUUCCCUGGGGGCCCGUUUCACGCUGAGUCAUGUCUCCCGAGCCCUCCCAGCAGCCGUGGCCGUCUCAGGCCGCUGUGACACCAUAUACCAGGGCUUUGCCGAGUGUCUCAUUCGCUUGGGGGACGGCAUGGGCCGCGGAGGCGAGCUGGAGACCGUCUGCAGGUCCUGGAAUGACUUCCACGCUUGCGCCUGGCAAGUCCUAUCGGGCUGCCCGGAGGAGGCGGCCGCCGUGUGGGAGUCACUGCAGCAGGAAGCUCGUAGGGCCCCGCACCCGGAUAACUUGCACGCGCUGUGCGGCGCCCCUGUGCGCGUCUGGGAGCGCGGCGCGGGUCCCGAGACCAACCAGGAGACGCUGCUGGGAACAGCUCCCGCCCCCGUCUCGACCCCCGACCCCCGGCUCCUGGCGGCAGCUCUGGCGCUCGCCUGCCUCCUGGGGCCUCUGGCAUAGCUACCAGAGUCGGGUAGCAGCGCCCCCGCCUCCAGCUCUGCCCCGGCGGCUGCCGUCGGGCCUCUGCAGAGCGCGUUCGACUUUCAUUAAAGGCUCCUUCCAGCCUCCAGGCUCCUGACCAUCUCACCCGCGCCCUCUGCUGAAAUGCCACCUCAGCCUUCAAGUCACAGCUCAGACUCUGUGCCCAGUCCUGUCCCCCUACUGGGGUCCCAGUUCAUCUGAAGGGGGACUGUUCCAGAAGGUGGGGCGUCCCAACUGGAAUCCACAUUCAAAUCCCUAGCAUGACCUGGAAUUGCAGAAACUGGGGUCACAACGACGGUUCCACAGCUUGUUCUUUGAGAAGAGGUGUGCAGCAUGAAGUCAGCACAAUCGCAGAAGGCUUUCUGGAAGCAGUGACCUGAGGGUGUGUGGUGUGUGAGGAGCCCUGUUCAUUCUGCUGAAGAGGAGGGGCAAGAAUCAGCAUGGGCAGAAUACUGAGAGAAAGAGGAGGCUGCAAAGUGUGUGGGACCAGCCAGGUCCCCAAGCCUCCUUUGAUCAGUCCUCUACUCUCUACCGCCACCAGCAGGACCCACUUCCAGUCCAUCACCCAGGAUCUGUGUGGACCCUGCCAUGGCAUCCUCACUGGCUUCUAACAACUCUUGCUUCCUUCACUUGAUUCUCUACUUUCUAAACUGAAAACUGAUCCUGAUGUUGAGUUCUUUUUCCUUAUCUACAAGUUGGUACAUAAGCCAGCUCUGCCCACAGUUUAUUCAAUCCACCCUUGAAACUACCCUCUCUGGGAGUACAGAGGAGUCAGCUACCAAAUCCUUGGGGUUAGGGGAGGCUUCAGAGAAGGGGGACUCACAUAGGGGGUGAUAGGAGGUAAGGAUGUGAUGGAGGUGGUGGAGGAGAAGUAGGGCUGAGUUGGAGAGAGCUUUUCAAGAGGGGCCCAAAGGGAUGAGCUGGGAGGGAGGGCAUGGAGGGAGCUCAGAGCUGGCAGGCCAGGCUUACCCUAAAGCCCAUGCUAGGAGGCUGAUUACCCUCUCUUCCCUCUAGGGCAGUCAGGCCUGAGAGACCUGUGCUUAGGCUCCAUGGUGAUAGGUACCUCCAGAGAUUUCCACCAGGUGUGUAGGAACCCUACCUUACCUUUGCUUCCUGUUCUAGCUAGCUCAGAUGCCUCAAUGAACUCCCCAUCUCUGUCCUGCCUCUAACUUUGCUCCUGUGCUUCAGUUACCUGGACUUCUAACCCCACUUCUCUCUCCCAAGUAGUCAUUACCCAUCUUCUCAUAUCACCUAAAGGAGAAAGUUCAGGAAAAUUCUCCCUCAAACGGGCCCCUUUGUCCUGUCCCCAGCACGCUAAACUCUGAACUACUACACUUUUCUUUCAUACCUCUGGGUCUUUAUACACAUAUUCUCUGUGCUCAAAAUACCCUUUCCCAUUUCUUCCUAGCCAACUCCCACUACUGUUCCUCUUCCAGGAUGUCUUUCCUGACCCUAACCCCUAGCUGGAUCAGAAACCCCCAUCGGACCACUCAGCUCCUGGGCUCCCUGUCUCAGCACUGAAAGCAUUGGCUUGUCACUUGGUGGAUCCAGGUUAGAAUACCACACUGUGGGCUCCCCAAAGGCAGGAAUCCUAUCAAAAUCCUCUUUGUGUCUCCAGCACACAGCCAAGGGCUGGGCAUAAAGGGUACACUUGUGGAAAGAAAGGUAGAAUGUCUCAGUCCAGCACUGGAAGUGUUAUAGUCAGUGAGAGUUUAGACAGUGAAUGGUCCCAGUGUGGAGGAGUUCUAAGCUGGGGGCAGCCACCACAGCAUGGGCAUACUUCUGGGAGGGAUGAUACUGGGGUCUAGACCACAAGGGUCUUCCCUGAGCCAUUCUAGGUAGUUAGGCAGGAGCAGUCUGUUUCCAGGAGCAGGGACCCUACUGCUCUGGCCAGUCAUCAGAGGGAUUACCAUCCUCCUGCUAUGACCUAAAUUCCCUCUGGUUUUUGCUCCCUAAGUCCCUGCUCUCCCCUGGAAUUGAGAGACCUGAGUGGGUAAAGGGGGAGGAGAGAGAAUCUGCUCUCUGGCCAGGGGCUUAAAGGCUUUGUGGGUUUUAUCCAGAGCUGGAGGGGAGGGAUGGGCUGAUGGCCAACCUGGCUGAACUGUGGGCACAACUGCCCAGGCCGGAGAUCGCGGUGAUGGUAUUCCUCAGCCUUGCAUCUCUGUGAACACGAAAUAGCUUCUUGUUUAGGGGAGAGCCUGGGAGCUGGAUGUCCUGAGUCCCAGUCCCCUGUUCAUCAUCAAUAUAACCUCCUCACCUCAGAGUCUCAGGCUCUUCAUCAGAGCCCGGACCAGACGUGCAAACAGUAAAGGCUCAAUAAAUAUUUCUUGAAUUAAUUUGCUGGAUGUCUAUAAAAUGGAGCUGUUAUAUGGGUUUCUGUGCCUCAUCAACCCUGGAAUUCUCUAUGACUUUUAACCCUCACAACUCUGAGUCAGGAUUAUGAUCUCCAUUUUACAGAUAAAUAUUUGAGGUUUAGGGAGGGGUGUUGUCUUGCCUAAGGUCACACAGCUAGUGAAAGGUCAGACCUGGGAUUAUAUCACGAGUUUGUUUAGCUCCAAGCUUUAAUUAUUGCACUUGACUUUUGGAAACAAUUCAAAAAGUUUUUCUUUUUUUAAUAAAAUCUUGUAUGAGACCCCACUACAUAAAACAGAGAAAAUAGUGUUUUAUUGGCAUUUUUUUUAAGGUUCAAAGUACAACAUUGGUUUAUACAGUCAAUCGAAGAUAGUUCCAGGAGCAAAGUAAGUGCUCAAUAAAGAUUUGUUGAAUAAAUGAACAGACUGAAAUGAGGAAGUUGGAGGGAGGUUACAAUCUCCUAGUGACCUGGAGCAUCUAUUUUUUUCCUUAAACUUGGAUUAAUUGUAAAGUAGCGAAACAGUUCUGAUUCUAUAGAGAAGUCAUCGUGAAUGGUAACAAUAAUAAUGUGUCUUUUGCGGGGAGGGGUAUAGACUUUACUUUUUAGAGCAGUUGUAGGA
Molecule: messenger RNA, 3722 nt
Organism: Choloepus didactylus (southern two-toed sloth)
Lineage: Eukaryota; Metazoa; Chordata; Mammalia; Pilosa; Megalonychidae
Gene: NRN1L
Product: neuritin 1 like
Exons: 5
Coding region: 34-729 (231 amino acids)
Biological process (GO): neuron projection extension; nervous system development
Cellular component (GO): plasma membrane
Source: RefSeq, a predicted model, not a curated record